Messenger RNA from Tripterygium wilfordii, 715 nucleotides. RefSeq names its product disease resistance response protein 206-like. The transcript has a single exon. NCBI's taxonomy places the organism in Eukaryota, Viridiplantae, Streptophyta, Magnoliopsida, Celastrales, Celastraceae. The record is from RefSeq and is a predicted model, not a curated record. The coding region runs from base 8 to 580 and encodes 190 amino acids.
UUGAGCAAUGGCAUCUAAAUGUUCAAUUUUACUCCUCUUGAUCGUCGACCUAUUACUCCAACUCUCCGCAUCCUCUGCCCUUCACCCAUCUUCCAAAAUCCUGCCUCGUAAACCGUGCCGGAAUCUGGUAUUCUACUUCCAUGACAUAAUCUACAACGGCAAGAACUCUCACAAUGCAACAUCAGCAAUAGUUGGUACACCAAAAUGGGGCAACAAGACCAUAUUGGCUGGUCAGAACCAUUUUGGUGACUUGGUUGUGUUCGAUGACCCAAUCACAUUAGACAACAAUCUCCACUCGACCCCAGUCGGGCGUGCACAAGGGUUGUAUGUCUAUGACAAGAAAGAAAUCUUCACUGCCUGGCUUGGCUUUUCAUUUGUGUUCAACUCUACAAGCCAUUCGGGGAGUAUCAAUUUCGCAGGGGCUGACCCAUUGAUGAACAAGACUAGGGAUAUUUCAGUGAUUGGUGGCACUGGUGAUUUUUUCAUGGCCAGAGGGAUUGCAACGUUGAUGACUGAUGCAUUUGAAGGCGAAGUUUACUUUCGUCUUCGGGUCGAUAUCAACUUGUACGAGUGUUGGUGACAUAUAUGUAAGAAUGCUUUUCUUUUGCUUUUUUGCUUUUUUCGUUUUUUGAAUAAGGUUUGAUAAUUUCUGGUAUCAAGAAAGUGUUACUAAAGAUUGAUCGACAAUAACUAAAGAUGCCAUAAAUUUUGUUUA